AUGUCAGAGCAUAGACUCCAGCAACAAAGCACGCCUAAGGUGAAGCCUCGGCUUAUCAUUCAUGGGGGGGCGGGUAGCAUACAUCGCAACACUUAUCCUCCAGAGAAGUUUCAGGCUUAUCGCAGAACCCUCGUGGACAUAGUCAUAAAGGCUGACCAGUAUAUGAGGAGUCAAGAUGAAGCCGCUUCAGAGAAGUCACCUAACAGGCUCCCUUCAGCCCUGGAAACCGCAACCUACGCAGUGCGUCUCUUGGAGGAUAACCCUCUAUUUAAUAGUGGUCGUGGCGCCGUCUUCACUCGUGACGGGUUCAACGAGCUUGAGGCUUCAGUGAUGGUAUCUCGCGGGUACAAGAAGCGAGGUGUAGGCGUCAUGGGUCUUCGUCACGUAAAGAAUCCCAUUCUGCUAGCUCGCGGGAUGCUUGAACACGGCGAAGACGAUCUUGAACCCCGGUCCCGAGAUGUCAACCCUGAUGGACUGGACGUCCCGUCUGCGCAAGGCCACUCGCAACUCUAUGGCAAAGCAGCAGAACAACUAGCGGAACAAUAUGGACUUGAGCUGGUAGACCAGCGUUACUUUUAUACUCAACACCGCUGGGAUGAGCAUAUCCGAGGUCUAGAGAAGGAGAAGAAAGGCGAGGGGCAGGCAACGUGGAGUGCGGAUGAGUAUAUCUCCCAGGGUACGUGUGGAGCAGUUGCUCUUGAUCAAGAUGGUGUUAUCUGCGCUGCGACGAGUACGGGAGGGCUUACGAAUAAGCUCACUGGACGUGUUGGCGAUACGCCUACGAUCGGGGCAGGUUUCUGGGCUGAGGAGUGGAUUGAAGAUGGUGAUCCGACAGGCUUGUCCGCGUGGGAUCGUCUGAAGGAUGCUGUAGGUCAGUCAGGUCCAUGUCUGAUGAUUAGCAAUGCCUUUAGAGGGAUCUUGGCGGAUUUCCUGCCUACUCCAAACGCGUACACACCAGUUGGUACAAGCAUAUACACGAUCAGGGCAUUUGGAGGAUCUGGCACUGGUAAUGGUGACUCGUUCCUCCGAACUAAUGCUCUUCGAACAGUCGCAGCUAUAGCAAGAUGGAAGCCAGAGUCAGGACGCGAAGCUGUCUCUCGAGUUGCAGGUCUGGGAGGAGAGCUACAGAGGAGCGCAGGCGACAGAUGGAAGAGGACAGGAGAGGGAGAAGGCGGUAUCAUCGGUAUCGAGAGCGUUGUCGUUCGUGAUGCUCGUGGUCACGCAGUCGAGACUCGAUCUGAGAUUCUGAUGGACUUCAACUGCGGCGGUAUGUUUCGGGCCUGGAUCGACAAAGAGGGAAACCCUCGAGUGAGUAUCUUUAGCGAUGAGCUGUAG
This is a messenger RNA of Fusarium coffeatum, 1335 nucleotides long. RefSeq lists its product as uncharacterized. Lineage: Eukaryota; Fungi; Ascomycota; Sordariomycetes; Hypocreales; Nectriaceae. The transcript is spliced from 2 exons. Gene Ontology annotation, molecular function: hydrolase activity. Bases 1 to 1335 code for a protein of 444 amino acids. The record is from RefSeq and is a predicted model, not a curated record.